ACUUUGGGGUAAUUUUUGGCUACUGCAGGUCAAGAACGAUUCGGCAACAUGACGAGAGUGUAUUAUAAAGAAGCUGUUGGAGCUUUUGUAGUCUUCGAUGUAUCCAGACGCUCAACAUUUGAUGCAGUUCUGAAGUGGAAGAGUGACUUGGACAGUAAAGUGAAGCUGCCCAAUGGGAAGCCAAUCCCUGCUGUGCUCUUGGCAAACAAAUGUGAUCAGCAAUGGGACGGUUUGGACAACAGCCACAUAACGAUGGAUCGCUACUGCAAGGACAAUGGUUUCAUAGCAUGGUAUGAAACCUCAGCUAAGGAGAACAUAAACAUUGAUGAAGCAACACGGUUUUUAGUGAAGAAUAUUCUGGACAGUGACUUCAUCCAUCUAUCUGAGAAUACUGAUGCAGAUAAUAUUAAACUAACAGAUGAAUCUGAAGAGGUUGAUAAAAAGGCACAGUGUUGCUAACAUUUUGCCCCUCUCCCAGUAACACUUUUUUAUAAGCUUUGGAGACCACAGUCCCUGGAUGGUCUUUUCUGUGCUAUGUCAAAAAGGAUGACUGCUCAAUGAGAUUAAUAUACCUUCAGCUAACCAUUAUUUAAACAGAAGUAUUCCUCUUAGUUUUAAUUAGGAAUGGAAUGGAAACAAAAAUGCUUUGUCUUUUUCAUGUCAAAAUUUCUGUAGUCUUUUUGAAAUAACAUUAAAAUAACUAUUUAGUCUGAUAAAUUUUUAUAAACUAUC
Messenger RNA from Rhincodon typus (whale shark), 732 nucleotides. Its product is annotated as ras-related protein Rab-32-like. The transcript is spliced from 2 exons. Gene Ontology annotation, biological process: phagosome-lysosome fusion; endosome to lysosome transport. The record is from RefSeq and is a predicted model, not a curated record. Gene Ontology annotation, molecular function: GTP binding; GTPase activity. NCBI's taxonomy places the organism in Eukaryota, Metazoa, Chordata, Chondrichthyes, Orectolobiformes, Rhincodontidae. Gene Ontology annotation, cellular component: lysosome; late endosome; phagocytic vesicle. The coding region runs from base 49 to 459 and encodes 136 amino acids.